Messenger RNA from Physella acuta, 536 nucleotides. RefSeq names its product tumor necrosis factor ligand superfamily member 15-like. Gene Ontology annotation, biological process: immune response. Gene Ontology annotation, cellular component: membrane. Lineage: Eukaryota; Metazoa; Mollusca; Gastropoda; Physidae. Gene Ontology annotation, molecular function: tumor necrosis factor receptor binding. The record is from RefSeq and is a predicted model, not a curated record.
CACCAUUUCAAGGCAGCGGCAACACUUCACCGAAACCACCCACCACGAUGCACAUGAAACUUGCACCGCCUGACGAGGAAAGUUCUAGUACCCUGCAACCUGAGUUCCAGCCCUACAAGUUGCACUUUGUGCCAGAGGAGAAGAACUUGUUGCUGGAACAUUGGCGUGGCGUGGAGCUGUUCACGGACAGGGUGGUCAUCACGCAGACUGGACAUUACUACAUGUACAGCAGUGUGGCCUUCAGGCCAGACUCACCCUUAAAGUGUGGGGACUUUCAGUAUCAGACGUGGAACAACAGCAUCCUACUGACUCGACCAGAGAACGCUGCUGUGGGGGAGACGCUGGUGACGGCCACACACACCUGCUGUGAUGAGUGCAAGCAUAACCAGGAAACCACAUACGCAGCCGGCGUGUUCCUGCUACAGACAGGAGACUCCAUCAACGUGGAGGUGUCCGGCAGUCGACUGGUCAGUUACAAGCCACAGUCCACUUUCUUCGGUCUGGUGCUCCUCGGGUCCUACAGGACGGAAGGAUAA